Molecule: messenger RNA, 765 nt
Organism: Lottia gigantea (owl limpet)
Lineage: Eukaryota; Metazoa; Mollusca; Gastropoda; Lottiidae
Exons: 1
Source: RefSeq, a predicted model, not a curated record
CCGGUGGCCCCAUUUGUCCAUUGUUCAUGUUCGUCAUAUCCGGUAACCCAAACUGUACAUUGUUCAUAUUCAUCAUAUCCGGUGACCCAACUUGUCCAUUGUUCAUCAUAUCCGGUGAUCCAAACUGUCCAUUGUUCAUGUUCAUCAUGCCCUGUGGUCACAACUUGUACGUUAUUCAUGUUCAUCAUAUCCUGUGGCCCCAUUUGUCCAUUGUUCAUCAUAUCCGGUGACCCAAACUGUCCAUUGUUCAUGUUCAUCAUAUCCGGUGACACAACUUGUACAUUGUUCAUGUUCAUCAUAUCCGGUGGCCCCAUUUGUCCAUUGUUCAUCAUAUCCGCUGGCCCCAUUUGUCCAUUGUUCAUCAUAUCCGCUGGCCCCAUUUGUCCAUUGUUUAUCAUAUCCGCUGGCCCCAUCUGUCCGUUGUUCAUGUUCAUCAUAUCCGAUGGCACAACUUGUAUAUUGUUCAUGUUCAUCAUAUCCGUUGGCCCCAUUUGUCCAUUGUUUAUGUUCAUCAUAUCCGGUGGCCCAAACUGCCCAUUGUUCAUGUUCAUCAUAUCCGGUGGACCAAACUGCCCAUUGUUCAUCAUAUCCGGUGACACUUGUCCAUUGCUUAUGAUCAUCAUAUCUGGUGGUCCCAUUUGUCCAUUGUUCAUCAUAUCCGGUGACACAACUUGUACACUGUUCAUGUUCAUCAUAUCCGGUGGUCCCAUUUGUCCAUUGUUCAUCAUAUCCGGUGACACAACUUGUCCGGUGUUCACCAUAUAA